AUGCCUCAAAUGAGCUGCAUUGUCCUAGCUUUGAUUCUGAGCUCAUUUUCUCCACUUGGAUUGGCAAUGCUUAAUCUCACCUUUCCCACCCCACACCCCAACCCUGAAGAAGUUGCUCACGAAGUUCAAAGAAGAGUAAAUGCUUCCGUAUCAAGAAGGCAAAUGCUACAAGAACUGUCUCAAGAAGAUGAAUCCGCAUGCCUAACGGGUAACCCCAUAGAUGAUUGCUGGAAAUGUGACCCAGACUGGCCCAACAAUCGCCAGAGGCUAGCAGAUUGCGCUAUUGGGUUCGGGCAGUACGCAAUGGGCGGGAAGAAUGGUGAAUAUUACCUAGUGACUGACUCCUCAGAUGAUGAUGCUGUUAAUCCAAGGCCAGGAACUCUCAGAUAUGCUGUGAUACAGCCUCAGCCUCUUUGGAUUGUGUUUCCUAGUAAUAUGCUCAUUAAACUGUCCCAAGAACUCAUUUUUAAUAGCUAUAAAACCCUUGACGGACGUGGGGCUAACGUUCACAUUGUGGGUGGUGGCUGCAUUACUCUACAGUAUAUAAGCAAUGUUAUUAUUCACAAUAUACACAUUCACCAUUGUGUUCAGUCUGGAAAUGCUAAUGUUCGUUCAAGUCCAACCCACUUUGGGUACCGAACAAAAUCGGAUGGUGAUGGCAUUUCCAUCUUUGGCUCCAAAGACAUAUGGAUCGAUCACUGCUCACUUUCUCAUUGUAAGGACGGUCUGAUUGAUGCAGUGAUGGGGUCCUCAGGGAUCACAAUAUCGAACAAUUUUUUCUCCCAUCACAAUGAGGUGAUGCUGCUAGGUCACAGUGAUGAUUACUUGCCUGACUCAGGGAUGCAGGUGACCAUAGCCUUUAACCACUUCGGUGAGAAGUUGGUGCAAAGAAUGCCAAGAUGUAGAAGAGGGUACAUUCAUGUGGUUAACAAUGACUUUACACAAUGGGAAAUGUACGCGAUUGGUGGCAGUGGUAACCCUACCAUUAAUAGCCAAGGGAAUCGUUACACAGCUCCUUCCAAUCGCAACGCUAAAGAGGUGACAAAGCGGGUGGACACAGCAACAGAUGACUGGAAAGGUUGGAAUUGGAGAUCAGAGGGAGACACGUUGGUUAAUGGAGCCUUUUUUGUGGCAUCAGGGGAGGGACUCGAGGUCAGGUAUGAGAAGGCCUACAGCGUGGAGCCCAAGUCCGCCGUUCUCAUUGACCAACUCACCAUGCACUCUGGUGUCCUCGGUGUUGGUGGCAGGAACAACAACUUGGGAAUGUGGAGCACAGGGCCAAACGGCGGCAAAGAGGGAUUAGGAUCGGAAGGCGAUGACUAUUUGGAUGACUACAACGGUAGCAGUACUCCAUUGCCACCUCCCUCUGCUUAUGCUCUUCUUCCUAUUUUGAUUGCAUUGAUUUACUUGUUAUCUUUCCAGUACAUUAUAGCAGGACUGACAUCCAUGUCGUAG
Molecule: messenger RNA, 1455 nt
Organism: Dovyalis caffra
Lineage: Eukaryota; Viridiplantae; Streptophyta; Magnoliopsida; Malpighiales; Salicaceae
Source: the annotation of a GenBank genome assembly